GUUUACGCGGAGUAUGACAUCAUGAUAUGGUCUGCCACCAGUAUGAAGUGGGUUGAGUUAAAGAUGGGGCAACUUGGUGUUCUCAAUAAUCCAAACUACAAUAUUACUGCUCUCCUGGAUCAUAUGGCAAUGAUCACUGUUCAAUCAGAUACUCGUGGGGUCUUUGAUUGCAAACCACUUGGACUGAUUUGGGCUCAUUUUCCUGAGUUUUACAGUGCCAAAAACACUAUAAUGUUUGAUGAUCUACGAAGGAAUUUUGUGAUGAACCCACAAAAUGGCUUGGUUAUAAAACCAUUCAGAAAAGCCCAUGCAAAUCGAGACAGUGAUCAGGAACUUGUAAAGCUAACACAAUACUUACUUGCCAUAGCGGAUCUUGAUGAUCUUAGCAAUCUUGAACACAAGAAAUGGGAGUCCUUUAACGAGGACAGUUUCAAGAGACGCAGGCGUGGUUGAACUGCUUUUAAUAUUGAACCUAUUCUCUUUUUACUACUUUCUUUAGCUGAAUUUUACAUACAUAACAUCAGUUGUCUACUACAAGAGAUGUUGUAUCAUUUAUAUAUGUAUUUUUUCGACUUUCUGCUAGUUUAUUAAUGCUUAAGUUUUUAUUGGAAACAAA
Molecule: messenger RNA, 616 nt
Organism: Olea europaea var. sylvestris
Lineage: Eukaryota; Viridiplantae; Streptophyta; Magnoliopsida; Lamiales; Oleaceae
Product: ubiquitin-like domain-containing CTD phosphatase
Exons: 3
Coding region: 22-453 (143 amino acids)
Cellular component (GO): nucleus
Molecular function (GO): phosphoprotein phosphatase activity
Source: RefSeq, a predicted model, not a curated record